ACUGGAGCGCCUUCCUUUCCCCGGGGCAAUCACACCGCGCGUCCCCCGCUCACGCCGGCAAGGCCCCGCCCCUCGCGCUGGUCGCCGGCGUGAGGCUGCGUUGGUUUGAAUUUGGAGCCUCGUUGCGCUGCGCGGAAUGAGCUGCGAGGAGUUGCCAUUCGAAUUUACUACGCGACCUCGAGGCGAUUGGCUGGUUCGCGGACAGCGGUGCGACGUGAUUGGCCAGUCGUCCACAAACCCCGAGCCUUGGUUGGCGUAAGACAGCGAGGAAGCGGGGAAGUUAAAGAGUCUGUGCCUUUGAGAGCUGCGGAGCUGAACCCCGGGGAGCACCCUGGCGUCUUCUCAGUUGGGGGGGCUCCCUUUUUUGCACACACUAGUCUCCUUUCUGUGCUAUGGGAGAUGUCAGAGAAUCAAAAAUGCAAAUAACACCAGAAACUCCAGGAAGAAUCCCUGUUCUAAAUCCCUUUGAAAGUCCUGGUGACUAUUGUAAUCUCCAUGAACAAACGCUCUCUAGUCCUUCCAUUUUUAAAUCAACGAAACUUCCAACUCCAGGGAAGUUUAGAUGGUCUAUUGAUCAACUAGCUGUCAUAAAUCCUGUAGAAAUAGACCCAGAGGACAUUCACCGUCAAGCUUUAUACUUAAGUCGUUCUCGACUAGAUAAAGAUGUGGAAGACAAAAGACAAAAAGCCAUUGAAGAGUUUUUCACGAAGGAUGUCAUUGUACCCUCUCCUUGGACUGAUCAUGAAGGAAAACAGCUUUCAGAAAAUCAUUCCAUUAAAUGUGUUAGCAUAAAUAAUGGAUCUCAAAUUGGGAAACAGGUGACCAUACAACCUGAGAAAAGCAAUGCUGCUUGUCAGACAUUGCUGUCUCUUCCUGUGGAUUUUAAUUUAGAAAGUGUAUUAGGUGACUAUUUCAGAGCAAAUGAACUUGCAGAUCAAUCUCCUGGUAACCUCAGUUCUUCAUCUCUUAGAAGAAAAUUAUUUUUAGAUGGCAAUGGAAGUAUCUCUGACUCCUUACCUUCUGCAUCUCCCAGGAGUCCUCAUAGUGGUACUCAAACUUCACUGGAGGUUUUUUAUUCAAUAGAUUUGUCUCCUGUACAGCAUAAGAGCCCUGUACAGACACCAAGUUCGGGGCAAUUUUCUUCUAGUCCUAUCCAGAGUAGUGCAAAAAAAUACAGUCUGGGAAGUAUAGCCAGUCCUUCACCUGUUUCUUCACCCACUUUCUCACCAAUUACAUUUCAAAUUGGAAAGACACCACUCUCAGAACAAAGGAAGUUGGCUUUGCAUUCUCCUGAUGCUUCAUCUGGAACAAAUCCUAAUGGGAUGAUUAAUCCGUGUAUCAGAAGUCCUUAUAUAGAUGGCUGCUCACCAAUCAAAAAUCGGUCUCCUAUGAAACUUGAGAUGUGUCAAGGUGGUACUCAGUAUCAGCCUUCUGUGAUUCGAAUACCAUUUACUCUAGAAGCUCACAGUGAAUAUGGAGACGAUAAAGCAAAUAUCCCUUCCACAGAUGCUUCAGCGCCCACAGUGGACACUGCUGGAGUACACCUGUGGCAAUUGAAUAGUGAUGCUUGUCCACAGGAGACACAUUUGGUAGUGACUGCCAUGUCCAUUAUGCAAAAUCAGUCCGGUGCUUCUGAGAAGGAAUUAGCAUUACUGCAGGAUGUUGGAAGUGAAAAGGAGAAUAAUACAGUGGACAUGGUCGAUCCUCUAGAGACAGCAGCAGAUGAAAAUACUUGGAUUAAGGAGCCAGUUGAUAAUGGGAGUUUACCCAUGACGGAUUUUGCAAGUGGGAUUGCCUUCAAUAUUGAGAACUCUCAUAUGUGCAUGUCACCUCUUGCAGAAAGCAGCGUCAUUCCUGGUGAAAAUAGUAACCUCCAGAUGAUGGACAGUGGCUAUAAUACACAAAAUUGUGGAAGCAAUAUUACCGAUACAGUGGGAACGGAAAGUUACUACAAAGAAAGUACAAGCCUUGGAAAUUGAGAAUAAACCCCAAGUUUUUCAUACAAAGAAGACCACACAACACAGAGAUGUUGGAUGAAAACGACAAAUCUUCCUCAGUGCAGCAGUCCAUAGAAUGUCCUUCUUAGAACCAAAGAACUGCAUGGGAAUCACAGUGAUUGUGACUCGGAAAAACUGCUUCAACUAUGCUUACCUUGAUUGCUUUCCCUCAAUGUGAAAAACCAACGGCUUAAUUUACUGCCAUGGAACAGCAUAGAAGUGUCCAGGACUUUCAACAAGUUGCUAAAGUCCAGGUUUAUUAUUUUUUUAUCAAUAAAUAUUUUUAUAUUUACCUUGAAGUGAUGUGAUUAGCAAUAAAACUGGAGAGCAACACCUUUGCUCUUAAUAUAGUCAGUGAACUACUUAAGUCUUCCGCAGCACUAAGUUUAACAAUAGUUCUAAGAACAAGUGGAUCUGUGAAGUCUUAUGUCGCACACAUGAAUUUAAAUUAUAACCUAUAUGAAAAAUACAUCUGCCUUAGAUAUAAAACAAACCUAAUGGAAGGUGAUGAUUAAGCACAUUUCCAGAAUUCUUCAUACUUGAUUUGUUCAUUUAUGUGUAGAAAUUAUUGCCAGUGAAAAGUAGUCUAAUCACUGCUUUAAGAAAUGUAGAUAUUAGCAAGGCAGUAUAAACUGCAUCCUAAUACUCUUAUUAGGGUGGGGCAUGCCUGGAGUUGAUCGUCAUUUAAUGUAUAGCCUAAACAUAGGAGAAGCAGGAUAAACCGGGGAGAUAGGUGAGAAUGGAAUUCCAAUAGGGCUUCAGAUCUAUGAAGAAUGGUUGAAGAGCUAUGUCUUUAUGUGGAAAAUUAAUUUAUGUUGGCAGGGAUAUAUGUAACAUUUUUAGAAAUAUUUUUUCUCCUUUGAAAAAUAUAAACAUGUUAUAAAUCUUUUAAAAAUUGUCUUUAUACUUGUGUUACAAAUCAUCUUUUAAAAAUUGUCAGACAAAAUGGGAGUCAGACAGUAGUGCAGCAGGUUAAGUGCAUGUGGCACAAAGCUCAAGGACCAGUGGAACGAUCCUGGUUCGAGCCCCCCGGUUCGAGCCCCCGACUCCCCACCUGCAGGGGAGUCGCUUCACAGGCGGUGAAGGAAGUCUGCAGGUGUCUUUCUCUCCCUCUUUCUGGCUUCCCCUCCUCUCUUCAUUUCUCUGUUCUAACAACAAUAUCAAUAACAACAAUACUCCAGCAACAAUAAAAAAAAGGGCAACAAAAGGGAAAAUAAAUAUAAAAGAAUUUUAAAAUACUGUCUCAGGAGAUUAGUAAUUCAUUUUAUAGCCCUCAAAAAUACAAAAAAUUACCACUGUGACAUCUAAUAAAUCUCUUAAAGUGAAAUAUUCUAAGCUGCUUCGAACUUUAGAACUGGCACUAGAAACACUUAAGAUUACCAAGAGGCUUUAUGGGUGGGUAAGUGAGGUAAUUUUUUACUACUCAAUGUGGACUAGUUGAUAAUUCAUGCUUUUCUGAAAAUAAGACACAAAAGAUUGGUCAUGUCCUUGUUUUAUCAAGAAGCCCGUCCUUUUUUUUUUUUUUCUACUCUACAGGUAAAAAUUGUAAUCUGUCUUUUUUAAAUGGCAUAGAUGAAGAGCUAAUCACUGUUUUGUGGCAUGCAAAUUAUGAAAUUAAACUUGUUUUCAUAAAUGUGGCUUUGUUGGAAA
Erinaceus europaeus (western European hedgehog) is the source of this 3647-nucleotide messenger RNA. It is a transcript of the gene BORA, whose product is annotated as BORA aurora kinase A activator. The record is from RefSeq and is a predicted model, not a curated record. Gene Ontology annotation, biological process: activation of protein kinase activity; regulation of mitotic nuclear division; regulation of mitotic spindle organization. Gene Ontology annotation, cellular component: nucleus; cytoplasm. Bases 393 to 1979 code for a protein of 528 amino acids. NCBI's taxonomy places the organism in Eukaryota, Metazoa, Chordata, Mammalia, Eulipotyphla, Erinaceidae. Gene Ontology annotation, molecular function: protein kinase binding. The transcript is spliced from 12 exons.